AUGGAGGCCAUUCGCCAGAAGAUCCAGAUCCCCGACUCCAUCAAGCAGCUCCCCGAACAGCUCAAGCCGAAGUCGCCAAAGGCGCUCGAUAAGGGCUCCGAUUCCAUCCCCACCUCCCUCACGCCCACGCCUGUAUCGCCGCCCCUCGCGACACCGUCUCACGGCGACCUCGGCGCCGUCCUGACCAUCGCCUGCGCGACGCCCAUCGCCGCCAAGCCCACCACCGUCCUCUCCACCGUCCUCAAUCCGGCCACCUACCCGACCUGGAACACCUUCGUCCCACGCGCCACCAUCUCUCGCCCCUCGGGCCUCGCCGUCCCGCCCAUGCUUGCAGGCGAGCCCUCCAUCGCCAAGCUCCAGCCCGGCGAGCUUCUCCUCGAGGGCACCCACGUCACCUUUGAGGUGCACAUGACGCUCGACCCGGCCAAGACGACGACCAAACAGGCCCUCAUCGUCACCAAGCUCGAGGAGUUCACCCGCGCCGCCGCCGAGGCCAACGGCGAGACCCACCGCGGCCGCAAGGGCUACCGCGUCUGCUGGAAGACGGGCGGCCUCGUACCCCCCUUCGUCCUCAAGUCGGAGCGCGUCCAGGAGUUCCUCGAGACCGAGGACGGUAACGGCACCGAGUACCGCUGCUGGGAGACCUUUUACGGUCCCUUCGCCCAGGUCCUGCGUUUCACCAUGGUCAACCAGCUCGAGACCGGCUUCGCCGCCUGGAUGGACGGUCUCAAGAACCACCUCGAAGGAACGGCGCCCUCGGAUCCUGCUGCCGCCGCCGCCGCCGCCGCCGCCACGGUUGCUCCGGCGACCACCCCGGCGGCUGCACCGGCUCCCGCGCCCGCCGUCGCCGCUGCCUCGUGA
This is a messenger RNA of Colletotrichum graminicola M1.001, 861 nucleotides long. RefSeq lists its product as uncharacterized. The coding region runs from base 1 to 861 and encodes 286 amino acids. Lineage: Eukaryota; Fungi; Ascomycota; Sordariomycetes; Glomerellales; Glomerellaceae. The transcript has a single exon. The record is from RefSeq and is a predicted model, not a curated record.